ACAUCUAUCCGGAAAUCUGGAUUUUAACACUUAGCCAACCGAGCGCACCACAGCGAGCUACACGUUUCUACCGCGCUCGAACAAGCCAACCUAUACGCUGUCCAUCGCGCAUUUUUCCAAGUAUCGAGGACUAAUAUUCACUACUUAAAAACAAAGAAAUCUAAAAAUUAUUUAAGUAGCUAACUAUAUUUUGCGGUAAUAAUUUUAUUUAACGAUUUCAUAUACUGUUUAUACAAAACAUCAAAUUAAAAAUAUAUAUUAAAAGUAUAAAAAAAUGUAGGUAAAAUUAAAAACAUUAAAGAUGACUAUAGAUAAAUAACACGACUUGAACGUGAAAUUAAAGAUUCAUAAUGCAUUUUAAUAUUUUUUUAUAGUGUGAUAUCAUUCGAUUAUAACUUUAUUUAGUCAUAACUGAUAGUGUAACUUUUUAAUUAAUUUUAACACCAUUAAAUUGGUAUAUUUUAUUAUAUACUGUACUUUAUAAAAGCAGAAAAAGUGGUGCAAUUAAUUGGGAACAAUUCCAGGUAAACAAUAACUAAUAAUAACAACAACAAAAAAGAAAACGCAUUGCUAAAAUCAAAAAGGGAGAACACAGCAAUGUUCUUCACAGAGAGGAGAUCUUCACGUUCGGUUGGCUGUGUUAAUUUGCCGUUUUAUGUUAAAUAUAUCGUGUAACAAUCAAAUCAUUUCUCAAGUGUGUUACAGCUGUUUCGACGAUAGUCACGUGCUUUUCUAAAAUCACGCAAUAGAUAUAACAGUCCUAAUUUGUCAUAUAAUACAUAAUACUUAUUAUAAAACCAACUAGACACUCUUCAUCUUUAAUUUUGCUUUGAUAGCAUUGUUAUACAAUUUUGCGUUCAGUCAAUCGAAUCUAGAUAUUAUACAAGUAAACUACAUUUUUCUAUCUAUAUAUUCAUUCUGAUAUUUCUGUAAUAUAAUAUUUAAUAAAGAUAGCGUAUUUUUAGAUUAAAAUAUUCACUAAUUUCUUUUGAUCAAUAAAAAGUUUGUAGUUGCAUAACGUAUGUAGAAAUCAUUUCGUUUCAUUGUCGACGACAUAUCUACUGAUCUGUCAAAACAACAAAUCAGCUGGAUGGAUUUAAUGGCAUAUGUGCCCCACUUUGCGGAAGCGCCGAGUGUGGAGCGUGCUCCGGUUAUUCAACAUAUCUGCGAGCAACCGCAAGAAGAAGAUGAAAUAAAGAAUAUUAUAAAAGGAAACCGGAUUUGGAAUAAAUUGAAUCGUUGGUUUUUAAAACUACGUAUUUUAUCUAGGAGACAUCCCUUGACUCGCUGGUGCCUUAAAAGUACAACCGCAGUGAAUUAUGAGAUUUCAAGACACCUAAAAUCACAUCGUUACAUGAUACAUCCUUUUAGUUUAUUCAGGAUUGUUUGGGAAUCGUUAAUGAUUGUAUUUACAUUUGUGGCUCUUUUGGUUACUCCAGUGUCCAUCACGUUUUUCUUUGGCAGACAUACUAACUGGCACGUGAUUAACGACACGAUGAAUAUAGUGUUUCUCUGCGAUAUUAUAAUGUGGUUCUUUACUGGAUACUAUGAUUAUCGAACGAAAGUCACUGUCCUUGACCCUGUGAUAGUAGCGCGAAAAUACUUGCAGAGCUAUUUCUUCAUAGACAUCUUGACCGUGUUACCUAUAGGACUCAUUGAUUAUAUUAUACCUAACUCGAUGUGGUAUUGUACUACAUUAAACAUGAUGAAGAUAUUGAGAGUCCGCAAUAUCAUCGUUUAUUUUAGUAGAGUUCGCGAUGUGUAUAGAAUAAGUUUUCAGUUGCAUAAAAUUCUAGAGUCGUGCACGGUCGUGAUAAUAUGCAUUCAUUGGGCUGCUUGUCUACAAUAUUAUGUCCCCAUAUCUGUAGAUACGUUAGGCACUUUAAGCAACAACUCUUGGAUCAAGUCAUCACAUUUUGUAAUUAAACAAACGAAAGUACAAAAAUACCUCGUGUGCCUGCAUCGUUCGAUUGUCGCUUGUGCUCGCUCUGCUCACUAUUUGGAUAUGAAAACGCAAGAAGAUAUUAUACUAAACUUGAUCCUAACGAUCAUCGGAUUCCUUGGUAACGUAUUUUUAUUAACGCAAUUCUCUCAACUAAUGACAACGAUCAAUAUAACUAUCAAACGUCACCUGAAAAUAAUACAGCAGUUACAGGAGUACAUGCGAUACAAGGAGCUUCCACAUGCCCUACAACGUCGGCUAUUAACUUUCUACCAUUACCGCAACAGAAAGAGCUUCGAAAGGAACAAGAAAAUAAUAAAUGAAGUUUCGCCAUAUUUACGAGAGGAACUUAUACUGCAUAAUUAUUUGAGACUGAUUAAUAGCGUAGAAUUAUUCAAGCAUUUACCGGAAACUGUAAUCGUACAGUUAACGAGUUCAUUACACUCCGAGAUCUAUAUGGCUGGCGAUGAAAUCGUCAAAGCUGGUACCCGUGGUGAAGCUUUGUAUUUCAUUUCAUCCGGUACCGUAGCAGUUUACACUGUCGUGGGAAAAGAAGUUUGUCACUUGGAAGACGGAAGUUAUUUCGGAGAGAUCGCUCUGGUGAUGGACACCGAGCAUAGAAUAGCAACCAUAGUUGCGGUGGAAACUUGUGAAAUCUUUGUAUUAUAUCGCCACGACUUUCAGAGAUUCAUAUCACCGUAUCCUGAUCUCUUGAACCGGCUGCAAAAUGUUGCUCUUGAACACUUAAACGAAAGCCUUCUUCUGGACUCCACGCAGGAUUUAGGAAUUUCUACCACGCCGCAAUAUAUUAAUAUAAGUAGUAUAAAAAGCAGAAGAAUAUAG
Molecule: messenger RNA, 2785 nt
Organism: Bombus huntii
Lineage: Eukaryota; Metazoa; Arthropoda; Insecta; Hymenoptera; Apidae
Product: potassium/sodium hyperpolarization-activated cyclic nucleotide-gated channel 1-like
Exons: 9
Coding region: 1091-2785 (564 amino acids)
Source: RefSeq, a predicted model, not a curated record